This is a messenger RNA of Iphiclides podalirius (scarce swallowtail), 513 nucleotides long. The record is from the annotation of a GenBank genome assembly. Lineage: Eukaryota; Metazoa; Arthropoda; Insecta; Lepidoptera; Papilionidae.
AUGGGCCGGCGACUUCCAAUUCAGUCACGGGCUAAUCGGUUUCGAAAGCGUUCUAUUUCUUCUCGCGAGGAGUCUAAAACCGACGCUUGCGAGCAAGCGCACGAUGUCGCCACCGAGGUGCGGGAGACGCGAGAGGGAUCGCGGGAUGCUUGGCGCCGGCGUGACGUCUCCCAUUUUCUUUCAACAGAAACGAUCUUCAGAAUGGAAAUGAUUGAAAUUGAUCCGAAGCUUUUUGUAACAUGUAGAUUGUGUUUAGAUAAUAUGGGAGUAUACCAGAUAGUACCUUCAGUACAACAACAAAUAAAAAGUUGUUAUGAUAUUGAGGUUGACCCAUUUGAUGGAUUACCUCAGUUGAUUUGUAAGGAUUGUGAAUCUAUAUUAAGCAAAUAUGUUGAAAUAAAAUACACGUACAUAAAUAAGCAAAGGACAUUGAAGGAAAAAAUACAAGGCAAAACUGUAUCGUCCGUCAGUAAACCAAUAGAAUCUGAGCAAGGCGCUAUACGGAGCAUGCUA